AUGAAUGACAUGACUAAGCAAUGUAUCCUACCCAGUCAGCACGACGCGGCAUACUGGAUCGCCCUUCCUGCUUCUAACCAGCUGAAUACCGUAUCUCUUCUAUUGCUCGACACCCUCAUGGCAGACCAACCAGCCCCUUUUCAGCCCAAUACCCGAGUCAUCCGCAGACGCCGCCGCAAGUUCCUGGCCUGCGACGCUUGUUCCAAGAGGAAGCUGAACAAGCAGGAGAAGCGCAAUUCACCGUCAGUCAGUUCCUCAUCGGGCUCCAGUCCACACUUCAACACGCGUCGUAGUCCCAGAGAUCCUUCUUCACAGACGGACACCCAUCUUGCAAAUACAACCAAUGCAAAGCUCCAUUCCCCCGGACUUGCCUUGAGGAAUAUCUGUGUCUUCAAUGGCCUGCCUUUCUUCUCAUCUGGCGGCAGGGAAUGGAUCAAAGCACUGGUAGGGGAAGAGGUGGAUUUGACCCAAUAUAAACCUCCCAAGCAAGUAUCUUGGAUACGUCCUCAGGCUAAGCCUCCAACAAUACCCUUGCCUAGUGAAGCCGUCUUGCGUCAAGGUCUCGAAGCAUACCAAUCGUGCCUCUUUUUUCACAUCUUUCCUUUCAUCCACCCACUGCUGUUCGAGGAGACAAUUCGUGCAGCCUACCAGGAGGAACACACUCUAGAACGCAGCAACGCGGAUGCCAAAGCGUGCGUGUUUGCCUUUGUGGCAGCUGCACCAAGAUUCGCAAAAUUUCUACCUAAUGAGGCCGUCGCCAAGACGGCCGAGUAUGCCCAGGCAGCUUAUGAUCUGGUCCCGUCGCUUCUUGCAGAUUCGGGCACUUUAGACGGGCUACAAGCAGUGCUUCUUCUGUGCUUCCACAGUCAAGGUGUCCUUGGGGAUAUGUUGAGCGUGGAGCUGUUGUUAUCAACGGCGACACGUUUUGUAUUCCACCUCGGAGGCCAUAUUAACCCCGAAAGACCUGCGGACGUGGAUAGCAGGCCCUUGACCCUACGAUUACAUCUCCGUUACCUGUUCUGGAUCUGCUACGAGUUUAGUCAAGAGUAUUGCAUGCGCACAGGGGUUCCACCUAAUUUCGACAGCGCGUUGUGCGACCUGACCUUGCCGAAGUCCUCCAGAGAAGUAUCCAACGAAGCCACGAGUGGCACAUGCUCCCCUCUCUUUAUCUCGUUUAUAGAGUUGUCGAAGGUCGAAUCCCAAAUAUACCGGAGACUCUAUUCGGUUCCCGCGCAGAAUCAGACUGAUACAGAGCUCCUGAGGGCAAUCCGCGAUCUGGAUGAACUCCUGGAGGAGUGGAAGCUGUCGUUGCCUGUGCAUAUGAGACCAUCCUUGACCCAUCGACCGACGGAUGUCGAGGAUCAACCGUCUUCCAUCCUCCAGCUGAAAUACCACUACUGUUUGACGAUGAUCCACCAAGCUAGUGGUCGUUGUAUCUCGUGGACGCAGAACACACGUGGUCUCGGGUCAAGUCUUGCGAUUAGCACGGAAGCAAGUCGAUCACUGCUCAUGAUAUUUGCAUGUUCUGAACAUUCACUUCAUCGCUGGAACCUUCUCUUUUGCUUGCCUUAUUUCACAGCAGCUAUGGAUGGUGGCAGCGCUAUGGCCUCAGGCUCCACCCUCGACUCAAAUGCAGGUCCAGCUCGUGAAGGACUUGAGUGUGGAGAUACAGCGUCUGGCGCGGAAGGCAAUGCAACGAGCAGCCGAAUGAUCCUACGCACCUGGCGCAUGGUCUCUGUCUAA
Molecule: messenger RNA, 1743 nt
Organism: Aspergillus terreus NIH2624
Lineage: Eukaryota; Fungi; Ascomycota; Eurotiomycetes; Eurotiales; Aspergillaceae
Product: fungal specific transcription factor domain-containing protein
Exons: 8
Coding region: 1-1743 (580 amino acids)
Biological process (GO): DNA-templated transcription
Molecular function (GO): zinc ion binding; DNA binding
Source: RefSeq, a predicted model, not a curated record